Neohortaea acidophila is the source of this 735-nucleotide messenger RNA. RefSeq names its product alpha-N-methyltransferase NTM1. Gene Ontology annotation, molecular function: N-terminal protein N-methyltransferase activity. Bases 1 to 735 code for a protein of 244 amino acids. Gene Ontology annotation, cellular component: cytoplasm. The transcript has a single exon. Lineage: Eukaryota; Fungi; Ascomycota; Dothideomycetes; Mycosphaerellales; Teratosphaeriaceae. The record is from RefSeq and is a predicted model, not a curated record. Gene Ontology annotation, biological process: N-terminal protein amino acid methylation.
AUGGGCCGACACGCGAAGAACGACCAGCCAAGCAAUGGCACCACAACUUCCACAGCACCAGACUCGCAAAUCAACCACAGCGCCGCGCUGGCCUACUGGUCCUCCACCGAGCCCACAGUCAACGGCGUCCUAGGCGGCUACCCGGAAGUCUCGCGCGUCGAUUUGCAAGGAAGCAACAACUUCCUCGCCAAACUGCGGCGCGGCGGCAAUGCGCAAAGCUCUCUGCCUGCACCGCCACGAAAACUACGGCGGGCGGUCGAUUGCGGAGCCGGGAUUGGGAGGAUCACGACGGGACUAUUGGUCAAGGUUGCGGAGAAGGUGGAUAUUGUCGAGCCGGUGGUGCAGUUCACAGAUGUGGUGAAAGGGCAAGAGGGCGUGGGAGAGGUGUACAACAUUGGCUUGGAGGACUGGAGGCCGCGGAAAGAGGGCGGCACAGAAUAUGAUUUAAUCUGGAAUCAGUGGUGUGUGGGGCAAUUGACGGAUGCACAGCUCGUGGCGUAUCUGAAGCGAUUGCCGGGCGUGCUGAGUGUUGGGGGAUGGAUUGUGGUGAAGGAGAAUCUGAGCACGAGUGGGGAGGAUGUGUUUGACGAGACGGACAGCAGUGUUACGCGGACAGACGCCAAGUUCCGGGCAUUGUUCGAGGAGGCGGGAUUGAGGCUCGUGAAGACCGAAGUGCAGAAGGGGAUGCCUGCGGAUCUGUAUCCGGUGCAGAGCUACGCUUUGCAGCCGAAGUGA